This is a messenger RNA of Solanum verrucosum, 4478 nucleotides long. RefSeq lists its product as uncharacterized. Gene Ontology annotation, molecular function: protein binding. The coding region runs from base 1 to 4461 and encodes 1486 amino acids. Gene Ontology annotation, cellular component: spindle pole. Gene Ontology annotation, biological process: mitotic cell cycle; establishment of meiotic spindle localization; spindle organization. The transcript has 20 exons. NCBI's taxonomy places the organism in Eukaryota, Viridiplantae, Streptophyta, Magnoliopsida, Solanales, Solanaceae. The record is from RefSeq and is a predicted model, not a curated record.
AUGGAACCAAAGAAACCGUCACAAACUUCAUGCUCGUCACCCUUCCAGAACCUUCCAUUUUCUUCGUCAUCUUCUACUUCUCUUCUCCAAGAUAUAUCCAAUUUCAAAACUCCGAAGCAUUCACGGAAAACAAAUUUCAUUUCUUCUUCUCCUUCUCCGUACCGACAUCCAGAAUUCUUCACUGCCUUGAAAACCACACCAGUAUCCUCCGUCCGUCGCCGUGGAAGCAUAAAGCCAUCGGCUGUGAAGUCGAGUGCUGCUCGAAGAUUAAAGGCGUUCGAGCUCGAGCAGUCGAAAUCAGCACGGAAGGCGUUGAAUGACAAAGAGAGAUCGUUGAAAUCACUAGCGAAGUCGUUAACUGUGUGGCUCAAUUUCUUGUUUGAAAAUCCUAGCUCUUGUGGCUGUGACGUGACGAGGUUUACUGGAGGAUUUGAGAGGUCCAAUAGGACGUGUAUUGCGGAAAAUGGGAAGAGGGAGAGUGGGCCAGGGUACACUGUUGGAGUUGAUGUGUUAUGGAGAGGGCCGAAGAGACAGAGACAUUUGUUGUCGAAUUCUGAAGAUGAAGAGACAACAGUUAUUUCGGAUUCCAUGUUUUCUGGACUUAAAGAUUCGUUGAUGGAGAUUUGCAGUUUUGAUGAUUUAAAGGAGAGAAUGAGUGCUUACCUGAGCUUAGGAAGCUGUAAAGAGGUCUUUGUUACAAUGACUCAACUAACAAAGACCAUUGAUGAAGGACGGCUGAAAAUGAGAGCUCACUGUCCCAUGGUAACUGAUGCUGGAAUGAAGGAGAAAGCCUUGAGAAUCCUGAUGUGUUAUAACCCCACUUGGCUUCGGAUUGGAUUGCACAUACUCUUGGGGGGUGACACCUUAUUACCGAAUGGAGAUGUCAAUUCUGAGCAAGAAAUUGCUUUCUUGAAGAUGGUGCUUGAGAGACAAUUUUUCUCACAUGUUGGUCUAGCAAAGACCUAUGCUUAUAACAAGUUAGUGGAGGGUUUAUAUAGACCUGGUUACUAUGAAAAGUUAGGCAACAUAGUUCUGAAGAGAUUUUUGCUGCUUGUUCUCAUACUAGAUAGAGUCAAAACUCAGAGUAGUCUGCCACUUAAAUAUGGUAUUGAUGGACUAGAUGGAGGAUCUCCUUUACUUUUCUCUUUGCAAUCAGAUGUUAAAUCUAGCCGUCAACUGAUCAACAAAUUCUUGCCAUCGGAUGUGAUGCAUGGUGAAGGUAAUCUACUUGCGCAUCUUGUCAUCGUAGGCUAUAAAGUGACAUAUCAACAGAAUCCGUUGCUUGAGUAUCAAUUUGGUGUGGCUGAUUUAUUUGAGGACCUUCAAGAUGGCAUUCAACUUUGCAGAGUCAUUCAGCUCUUGCGACAUGAUCCUUCUAUCCUCUCGAAAAUGGUUGUCCCCUCAGAUACUCGCAAGAAGAGUUUGGCGAACUGUGGCACUGUUCUAAAAUAUCUCCAGGAGGCAGGUGUACCAUUUUUUGAUCAAGAUGGAACUAUAAUUAUGGCAGAAGACAUAGUUGAUGGAGACAAGGAGCUCACCAUUUCAUUGCUCUGGAACAUGUUCGUGCACUUGCAGUUGCCACUUCUAAUCAACAAAUCACUUUUGUCUGAGGAGAUUUUUAAAAUCCGAGGAGUUGUUAAGCAAAACUCAAAUGGCUGCACUCACUUGGACAUGCUCCUGAGUUGGAUCCAGGCAAUUUGUGGAAGUUAUGAUCUCGAGGUCGAAAAUUUUUCAUCAUUGGUUGAUGGAAAAGCUAUGUGGUGCUUGCUUGAUUAUUAUUUCCGCAAGGACCACCGCUGUUCCUGCUCUUGUCAGGCACUCUGUGAAACAAAAGAAGAAGUUUCCAUAGUAUCUGCAGUUGAUUACACAGAUGCAGUGCACAAUUUUAUUCUAUCUCAAAAGCUGCCAUUGCUAUUGGGGAAGUUUCCAGAGGUAAUACAAGUCAGUGAUAUACUGGAAACAAACGGUGCAUGCAAUGGUCAGAGUGUCAUUAUUCUCUUGGUGUUUCUCUCGUAUCAACUACUAGUAAAACGAAACAAGGAUCAAUUAAACUUCCACAAGUUAUUGGGAUUUAAUUGUCAAAGUCCCGAAAGGAGACGGUUAAGCACAGAUCAGUGGUUUAUGCAUCCCAAAGCAGCUGUAGAUAAAGAACAAACACAUUGGAAGGAUGGUGAAGAUGCUGCCAGAAAUUUUAAGGCUGUAAUGGCUUGGUGGCAAGAGAUGGCUCAACAAAAUAACAAAUGCUUUUCUAAGGAAACUUCUAGCGGUCCAAAGCGGUCUUUCAUUUUAAGAGGGAGAAAUGAUACUCAUAAAGGAAAUGCUGCAAAAGUAAUACAGUCACUUUUCAGACAGUCAGUGCAGCAACGUAAAUAUUUGAGGAUUAAGAAUGCGGUUUAUAUCUUGCAAGCUGCAAUACAAGCAUGGCUGUGGGUAAAGAAGGAACCAUCAAUUCAAUUCUUUGGUUCUCCGGCGUAUCUAGCAUCACUAUGUGGUACAAGGAGCCGUUCAGCAAAUUUUGAAAAACACGCAGCCUUUGUGAUUGAUAGACAUGCUUUUCUUAAGUUGAAAAGAUCUGUAAUAAUCAUCCAGCGUGCCUCAAGAGACUGGAUUUCUCGAAAACAUGUAACGGGAAACUCGUUGCCACAAGAUUUGUCCACUCCAAGAUUCAUUGAUGCUGCCAUUGUCAUACAAAAGUGUAUUCGUGGGUGGAUAGCGAGGUCUUGUCUUGUAAACACAGAACAAUUUCACGAAGUUCCUAAGGAAUGUGAAGAUAAUAUUUGUCAAAUAAAUGCUGCGGUAGCAACCCAAUGUGCUUCAAAGGAAUAUAAAUUAAGCAGUUCUCUACACAGUCAUCACUUUGCAGCAACUAAAAUUCAAAGUUACUAUCGUGGAUGGUUGAUGAGAAAGAAUUUUGUGGAUCAGAAGCAAGCAGCAGUAAAAAUACAGAGUAUUUUCCGAUCUGCAAGAUGUUUGAGGGAUUUUCAUUCCUACAAACAGGAAACUCUGUCAGUGAUUACAAUCCAGGCUUAUAUCCGCAAAUGUAUUGCUAAAAGAGAUGUUUAUAGGCAUAAAUCUCAAAUUAUUUUGAUUCAGAGCCAUUGUCGUGGCUGGUUAACAAGGAGAAAACUGGUCAUUGAAAAAGAGGCUGUUAUAAGGAUUCAAGCUGCAGUUCGAAGCCUGAAAUACCAGAAAGCAUUCCUUCACCAAAAGCACGCCAUUUUGGAAAUACAACGGUUUGCAAGAGGAGCCAUUACUAGAAAGAGGCUCCUAGGGGCCUCUUGCUACCGUAACGUCUCAAAAUUGGGUUACCAGGCUCUUGAACUUAAAAUACUACUGCAAGCAGUAGUAAAAUUGCAAAGGUGGUGGAGAUGUAAAUUGCUUCAUGCACAGAGAACAAAAGCCGCAGUUUUCAUCCAAUCGCAUGCCUUAGGAUGGAUUACCCGGCAACGUGCUUCAAGAAACAAGGAACGAUUACUUCAAGCAGUAUUAAAGUUGCAAAGGUGGUGGAGAAGUAAAUUGCUUCAUGAACAGAGAACAAAAGCAGCAGUUGUCAUCCAAUCACAUAUCCUAGGAUGGAAAGCCCGACAAAGUGCUUCAAGAAAGAAGUACCUGACACUGUUAGCAGUAUUAAAGUUGCAAAGGUGGUGGAGAGGUAAAUUACUUCAUAAACAGAGAACAAAAUCAGCAGUUGUCAUCCAAUCGUAUGUCCGAGGAUGGAUAGCCUGCCAAAGUGUUUCAAGAAACAAGCACCGAAUUGUUGUGAUCCAAGCAUACAUGAAAGGAUACCUUGCAAGAAAAGAUUUAAGAGGGCAGCUUCUUGAUUUGCGUCUGAAAAUACAAAAAUCUGCUGCAAAUGUUGAUGAUGGCAUGCGCAUAAUAAACAGACUUGUCGCAGCAUUGUCAGAACUUCUGAAUAUGAGAAGUGUCAGUGACAUUCUUCAUAUCUGUGCAACUCUGAAUAUGGCAACACAACAUUCACAAAAGUGUUGUGAAGAACUUGUUGCUGCGGGUGCUGUUGGUACAUUGUUUAAGCUGAUCCGCUCUCUCAGCCGGAGCAUACCUGAUCAAGAAGUUCUUAAACCUGCUCUCUCCACUCUCAGAAACCUUUCCCGAUAUCCACAUUUGAUUGAUGUACUAAUUGAAAGCUAUGGAUCACUGGAAACAAUAGUGUCGGAGUUUUUAAGAAACAAAGAAGAGGGAUAUUUCAUUGCUUCCGAUCUUCUGAAGAAGAUAUUCACAGAGAAAAAAGGUGUUGAAGCUGUGUGCAAGUCGCCUGCUCUUUUGAAGAGACUGCACAAUCAUGUGGAAGAGCUUUCAAGAAGAGCAAAAGCUGACAAGAGGACUAAACCUCACGCAAUGAAAGAGCCUGUGGACAAAAGAUUGAGAGAAGCUGUUGAGAUAUUGGAAUUGAUUAAAGUGUCCAUGGGAAAUCCAACUAGACGACUCUCUAUGAAGGUGUAAGAAUUUUCUUUCUAGUU